CAAUUAAUUCUGCUUGCGAUCAACCAAAAAGUGUGAACAAAAAUGAACACAACCACAGCUGAUUCUGAUUCCGACAAUGAUUCCCUCUUCGCGGAGUUGGAACGCGACGACGACGAAUUCCUCGCGUCCCACCGUGAACUUCGGAUGGAGGAACUGAAGCGUGAAAUGACAAAGGUUCAAGAAAUGCGAAAUAGCUCACACGGCACAUAUGACACGGUCUCCACAGAAAAAGCGGUACUGAAUAUCACAACAACGACAAAACACUGUGUGGUGCACUUUGCGCAUAAAGAUUUCCGGCGUUGUCAGUUGAUGGAUAAGCAUUUAGGGGAACUAGCAAGAAAACACUUUAGAACCCGGUUCAUUCGGGUCGACGUGGAAAACGCGCCAUUUUUGGUCGAACGAUUGCAGGUCAAAGUGUUGCCGUGUGUAAUACCGUUCAUAGAUGGGGUAUCUGUGGAUAGAUUAAUUGGAUUUGAGGAUGUAGGAGACAAUGACAAUGUACCCACAUCGGCAAUAGAAGAAUGGUUAAAGAAGACGAAGGUGAUACCGGAGUCUGAAAUGGAUCUGACGCACAGAAAGACCAUAUUCGGAUUUCCGGACAAGUCGAGGGAGGAUGAGUCGGACGAUGAUGAUUACUAGCUUCUGUCGUUGGGGUUUGUGAAUAAUAUGAUAAGUUAUGUUAGUGAAAGGGUGUCAAAUGCUCAGUUCUGGAAUAUGUUACUGCGAUAUGUUAUGUCCGCUUGGAAGCGCUUGGAGGAGCGGGUAUCACAACAGUAAUUAGGUAUUCUUAUUAUAGAAGGGCAGGAAAAAAAAAAGUCACAAUUGACCGAGCAAGAAACCAUCUAUAUCCAAUUGCCUUUUGUCUAUCUACUACAUCACCAAACAAUCCUUGUCCUUGUCC
Molecule: messenger RNA, 901 nt
Organism: Spizellomyces punctatus DAOM BR117
Lineage: Eukaryota; Fungi; Chytridiomycota; Chytridiomycetes; Spizellomycetales; Spizellomycetaceae
Exons: 5
Coding region: 43-639 (198 amino acids)
Cellular component (GO): cytoplasm
Source: RefSeq, a predicted model, not a curated record